AUGUCGGGUAGCUCUGGAGUUCCACGGCUGCCUAUGAUGGAAAGCCAACAGCAAGGAGGUCCUUCGGUGCGACGAGCCAGAGUGAUGACCAGACUGCAGCAGAUUGAACAUACCUCCAAGUAUAGCGACUGCUUCGCUUUGCUGGACCAGGACGAGGAUGGUCUCAUUGGCCCAGAGGAGCUCAUGGUUGCUCUCUCAUCCAUAGGUCUCAGGCCAGACGCAACUGAAAUCGACGAACUGAUGAAGGAAGUGUCUCAGGGCGGCGGAGGAGGUGAGAUUCCCGGCAUUCAUAAAGAUGCUUUCGAGAAGUUCUUGGAACGCCACUUCACCAGUUCUGUCCACGCUGCACCGCAUCAGGCUGCGGCGACAGAGUUGAAGACUGGAUUUCAACUCCUUAGCGGAGCGAAGCAAUUGGUUGAGCCUAGCGACAUCCGAGUGAUGAUGGCCAAGGUUGGCACGGAGCUGACGGAGGAGGAAGCUGAAGAACUGGUUUUCCAGCAUGAUCGUGCCGACAAAGGUGGACUCACUCUGGAGGAGUUCGUGGCUAUGGUCGCCGAUACUAAUGCAACAGCAGGUCUAGCCAAGAUGAUUUGA
Messenger RNA from Perkinsus marinus ATCC 50983, 594 nucleotides. Its product is annotated as calmodulin, putative. The coding region runs from base 1 to 594 and encodes 197 amino acids. Gene Ontology annotation, molecular function: calcium ion binding. The transcript is spliced from 5 exons. Gene Ontology annotation, cellular component: cytoplasm. NCBI's taxonomy places the organism in Eukaryota, Perkinsozoa, Perkinsida, Perkinsidae. The record is from RefSeq and is a predicted model, not a curated record.